Molecule: messenger RNA, 2271 nt
Organism: Truncatella angustata
Lineage: Eukaryota; Fungi; Ascomycota; Sordariomycetes; Amphisphaeriales; Sporocadaceae
Product: NOL1/NOP2/sun family-domain-containing protein
Exons: 2
Coding region: 1-2271 (756 amino acids)
Biological process (GO): maturation of LSU-rRNA; rRNA base methylation
Cellular component (GO): nucleolus
Molecular function (GO): rRNA (cytosine-C5-)-methyltransferase activity; RNA binding
Source: RefSeq, a predicted model, not a curated record
AUGGGUGUCGGACGUCGCAUGCAGAAGCAGGGUCCUCCUGAGCCCCUCUCGGAAGAACAUUUCGCGAAACUCAAGCGUAAGGCCGGUCUGCCUGUCGACGAAGUACCCGCCGAGCCUCGCACCAACAAGAAGCGGAGGACCGCCAGGGAGGCUGCCGCCAAGGGCAAUGGAGUAGCCAACAAGAAGGGUGCGAAGCCCAACGGCGCAGCACCUGUCAAGAAGCCUGCGGCACCCGCCCCGAAAGUCAACGGCAAGAAGGGCAAGAAGGCGCCGCAACCCCAGGAGGACGAGGACGACGUCAGCGAUGGUCUGGGCGACUUUGACAUGGGCGAGGACGAUGAGUUCUCCGAUCUCGAGGCCGCCGACGACAUCAAUGGCCUGAAGGACGACUUCCUCGACUCCGACGACUCGGUCUACGACUCUGACGAUGCCGGGCAGCCCAAGGCCAUGUUCUCGGAAGACGAGGACGACUCGGAUGCUGAGGAGCAGCUGACCGCCGCCAACAUUGCUGGUCUUUCCAGAAAGCUCGACGAGAAGCUUGCGCAGGAGGAGGCCGAUGCUCAGGCAGAGUGGCAGGAAGGUGCCAUGCAGACCAACAUCGUCGAGGACGACAAGCCUCACGUGCUGGAUGACGAUGAGGAGGAGGGAUUGGUGGCAAAGACAAAGGCACUUCUGGCACCAGAUUUGCAGCUGCUCCGAACAAGAAUCACUGAUACCAUCCGAGUGUUGAGCGACUUUGGAAAAUUGUCCGAAGAGGGAAGGAGUAGAGCCGAGUAUACUGCGCAGCUGUUGAAGGAUAUCUGCGCAUACUAUGGCUACUCUGAGUACUUGGCCGAGAAGCUCUACAACCUCUUCACCCCACAGGAGGCUUUCGCCUUCUUCGAGGCCAACGAGACCGCGAGACCUAUUGUCAUCAGGACGAAUACUCUGAGGACGCACAGGAGAGAUCUUGCCCAGGCUCUCAUCAACAGAGGUGUUGUACUGGAGCCGGUUGGCAAGUGGUCCAAGAUUGGUCUACAGAUCUUCGAGAGUCAAGUGCCUCUAGGUGCCACUCCUGAAUAUCUCGCCGGUCAAUACAUUCUGCAAGCUGCCAGCUCGUUCCUCCCCGUUAUGGCCCUGGCCCCCCAGGAAGGUGAGCGCGUGCUCGAUAUGGCCGCUGCUCCCGGUGGAAAGACGACGCACAUGGCCGCCAUGAUGAAGAACACCGGCUGCAUCUUCGCCAACGAUCCCUCGAAACAGCGUGCCAAGGGUCUUAUUGGAAACAUCCACCGUCUCGGUGCCCGCAAUGUCAUUGUGUGCAACUACGACGCCAGGGACUUCCCCAGAGUCAUGGGUGGCUUCGACAGAGUUCUCCUUGAUGCGCCUUGCUCGGGUACUGGUGUCAUUGCCAAGGAUGCUUCCGUCAAGACCAACAAGACCGAGAGGGACUUCAUGGUUCUGCCUCAUACUCAGAAGCAGCUGCUGUUGGCCGCAGUUGACAGUGUAAACCAUGCCAGCAAGACCGGUGGAUACCUGGUUUACUCUACAUGUUCCGUCACAAUCGAGGAGAACGAGGGAGUCGUCAACUAUGUUCUCAGCAGGCGUCCCAAUGUCAAGCUUGUCGACACCGACCUGCCCUUCGGUAAGGAGGGUUUCACUAGCUACGAGGGCAAGCACUUCGACCCAUCUCUCAACCUGACCCGGCGGUACUAUCCCCACACCUACAACGUGGACGGUUUCUUCGUCGCCAAGUUCCAGAAGACCGGUCCUUCGCCUGCUCAGGGAGCCGGCCGGGAGAAGGUGCCCAUGGAGAGGAAUGAGGUCCAUGAGGUCAUCGACAAGACACCUAUUACCGACGAUGAGAAUGGUGCUCAGGAUGAUGACUUUGGCGACUUCGACGAGGGUGCGGACGAGGAGUACAUCGAGAGGGCUAAGCGUAACGCCAUGAGGAGGAGAGGUCUUGACCCCAACGCCUUGAACAAGGGAAAGGCAGAGAAGAACGGCGUAAAUGAGACCAAGGCCGAGAAGGCCGAGAAGUCUGAGAAGUCUCCCAAGGCUGCGGAAAAGGUUGAGAAAUCUCCCAAGACUGAGAAAUCUGCCAAGUCUGCCAAACCUUCAAAGGCUGAGAAGGCAGAUAAGUCCCCCAAAGCUGAUAAGGUCGAGAAGUCCCCCAAGACCGAUAAGGUCGAGAAGUCCCCCAAGGCUGAGAAGGUCGAGAAGUCCCCCAAGGCCGACAAGGUAGAGAAGGUGGAAACAAGCAAAAAGGAGAAGAAGAAGAGCAAGAAGGCAUAG